Messenger RNA from Astyanax mexicanus (Mexican tetra), 7850 nucleotides. It is a transcript of the gene shisa7b, whose product is annotated as shisa family member 7. NCBI's taxonomy places the organism in Eukaryota, Metazoa, Chordata, Actinopteri, Characiformes, Acestrorhamphidae. The transcript is spliced from 7 exons. Gene Ontology annotation, cellular component: postsynaptic membrane; AMPA glutamate receptor complex; dendritic spine membrane. Gene Ontology annotation, biological process: regulation of short-term neuronal synaptic plasticity; regulation of AMPA receptor activity. The coding region runs from base 3358 to 5289 and encodes 643 amino acids. The record is from RefSeq and is a predicted model, not a curated record.
GGCUCGGGCUGUUUAUCUGAUGCGGGGGGGAGCUGGGGGUCGAGCAGAGCGGCAGGUCUGAAUCAGUGAAACGGAUAUCGACCCUCACACAGCCCACCUAGCUUGUCUGACUGAGGACCCCCGCGGCGCUACGGGCUGCACGAGCUCCAGAAGAGCAGAACCACCCGAGACCGAGCGGUUUAAUACGGUGUGUUAAAGUCCUGAGAGCUCUGAGGAGGGGGAGGAGAGAUGUGUCCGUGUGUUUCAGUCAGUGGACGAGGUGAAUGAAGCCCCCCGGAGCUGAACACAUCUGGAGAGAGACGCUGAGAGCGGCUGUGUGGAGUGAUGAGCGCUGAAGCUCGCCGCGCGAGGAGCUUCUCCAUCAUCGCGACGCCGAGCAACAUGGUGAGCAGCGCGCGCUGCGCCUCCAAGCCCAGCUGCUCCCCGGAAUACAGCCCGCGACACGCAGUGAGAAUCCAAGAUUAACAAAGGAACACAGAAGCCAAGAGGAACUAGCUGAACCAGCCAUCAGUGUGGAUGAGGAUGACUGCAGCUGCAGCCAGGAAGAAAAGUCUUUGUUUUUUAAUGAGGUUGAAACAGCGUACGGUUUUGUUUUUCUUUUUAUGAGCCAGGGGCUUUUUGCAAAGGAUGUUGAUUUGCACGGAUUGAAGUAUUUGUCUUCUUGCUCUUCUUUCCUCUUAUAAAGUGCAACCAAAACCAGUGCCAAACAUUAACUGUGCCAAGCAGAAGCAAAAAAGAAAAAAAUCAACUGUAAUUUUGAGAUCCUUUUUCAUCAUUUAAUCGUAAUUGUCAAAAAUAUUGAAUCAUUUUCAUUGCAUUUCACAUCUACCUUUUUUCUUUCUUUUUUAAAAAUAAGUGAUUAUUCUACCAGAACGGUGCAAAUUGUAGUGAAGACAAAAGUAUUUAAGUGGCCGAAGAUAUUUUCAGAUGUUUUUUUGUUAAAAAAAAAAAGUUGCUGCUCCAAGAAUUAGGGAGAAUAGUGCAUUACUGGUUCAAAGUGCUUUAUUUAAGGGUGUUAGCAGCGCAUUAGCCUGUGUGCUAGCACGCUCUCACACUGGGAGGAAUUGCCCUGGACUGAUUGAUCGAUGGAUGGUUGGGCUUGAUGGAUGGCUCGCACAAGCCUCAUUAACCUCCCCAAAGUGACCUGCUGCUAAUUUUAUCAUUUAGUCAACUGUCCCCCUCAAUAACAAGUCCUCAUCUGUGUCCGCUUCUUCAUAUGACCUCUGGGUCAUUCUAAGCGUGUGCUUUUUCACGAGAACUUUUUCUUGGGAGAACGUCCCUCUCAUUUUCUUCUCUGAUCUCUGCGCACUGUGCACAUUUAGAACGAAGCCCAUACGAGUCUUUUUUUGGCUCUGAAAAAAAAAGAAUUUCACUAAAGCCAUAGGCCCCAUAGCCAUGCUAAAGUCAAAAUCUUUUUUGUCAUUGCAGAAGCCAUAAUCUUCAUAGCCAUGCUAAUGCUAAGAUCCCUGUCAUCGCAGUUAAGAUUGUGUUCUGCAAAUAUGAUGAAUAUGAAGUUGCUUUAGAAGAAGCACAGGAUCGCAAGAAAAUAUUCAGGGUUCCUUUAGAGACCAGUGGUGGCACGGGUGCAUUAUUGCCAUAUUUACCAGCACGCAAUCUGUGGCUUUAAUCUGUUUACAAGUAAUCUGUUAAAUUUUCUGCUUUGUUUUCACGAUUGGAAGAAGCGAAAGUACUCCUCAGUACACAGAACAGAUUAAUUGAUUUGGCUGCGCGGGUCAAUACUGUGUCUGUUUGUUGCCCUCCACGUGUUCUAUAUUGACGAAUGAAUCCCACCUCGUUCAUGUCUGUUCAGAGGGCACAGUCGCGUUGUCCUGCCAGAGCUGGGCCUAAGCCCCCGUUCGUUUUAUUUUGUUGGGCCGAGUUGAACCCAGAACAGAGACAUUCACGGAAACGAGUCCAACACACCUAGACCCUUCAGCAGGCAACCCCUCGGCCUUCCCUCGCACCCAACCUCGCCAGGCCAUCUUCUGUGCCAUCCCUGACAUCCAUACAAGCAUGCACACAGUCCUCCUCUGACUUUUUGUGAAGUCAGGAACUAAUACAUGCUGCUUGGUACCUUUUACAAGUACCCUGACCGACUCGACUCUCCUCAAGCCUUUGUGAAGAGCUGUCGUCUUGUUGUAUCGCCUUUAGAAAAGAGAUCCGAUCUUCCUUCGUUUUGAAUUUCAGAAUUAUCAUUUUGCCGUCACUUCCUUUGAGGUUAUGUUCUUGCUGUACACUCCUACAAUUUCCUGUAGCCUCAAUAACUUACUAAACACAGAGGUUGUAUUUUUGUAUGCACAUAGACCGAGAAAUUAACCUGCUGUUGUGAUCAGUUGGACUGUGGAAUCAGACGCCCAAGAAUCUAGAGGCUAAAAAGCUCUUUUAUUUAUUUAUUUAUUUAUUGAAUUAUUUAUUUAUUGUUUUGUAAAUUUAAUUGACAAAUACGUCAGCCCACUCAGAUUUGUUUACAACGUAUCAUAUUUCAGAGCUGCCACAAAUCGUUUACAGUUCGAAGCUAAAAGAGCUAAAAACCAUACAGUAAGAGAUUUUUACUGAAGUUUAUAUCAUUUCUUUCAUUGAGAUCUUUUUAAGUUUGAGUAGUUGUGUAGAGCAACUAAAGUGCCAACUAGGAGCAAGAACCUAUCCAAAAAAUAGGAAUAAAGUAAAAGUAGACUUCGAGAUAUCAAGUUUACACUCGAAGAGAAAUGUUUACAUUUCCUACGUAAGGUGGACAGUUUGUCAGUGUAGUAGUUCAUUUAGAGAGGUUUAAAUAAAACAAACCAGAUUUAAAACGCAAGUUAACCUGUUACCUUGAUGUGCAUUAGUGAUGCUUUUAACGUUUACAGUGUUAGCAUGUUUCUUUAGUGUAUGAAAUUUGUCCUCAACAAAGCAUUCAGUUUGUUUAUCUUGAUCAUUCCCAGAUUUUUUACCGAACAUUCCAUCAAAGUUAUUUAUAAAUAUUUUAAUGCCAAAAUCUCUGUAUGUCUGUAAAGCAUGCCCAUACCCACACUAAGUUUCGCCAAGUGUAAAGCUGAACGCUGAGUGGAAACUGUUUAAAUGUAAACUUUGUGUGCAUUUCUUUUUUUCAUAGUAACAUGUUUACACCAUCAACCUGAAAUUGCAAAUUUAGAUGUGCAUUUUGCAUAUUGAAUACCUUGCAUACCAGUGUAUGCUCAUUUAAAUGGAAAAUAACUUCUUGCCUAUAUCGCAUACAUUGUCACAGUGACGCUUAACUUUUGAUAGACUUUUCCUCAGUAAAAGAAGUGAAGCAGUCUUUUGUAGGUCUGAGAACUCUUUUGUACAAAAGUGAACAUCGUUUUUCUUUAAUAACAAAAAAAGACGAGCCCCAGCAUCAAAAUGCCAUCUGCUGCCAUCAUGUUUUUUUUCCUCCUAUUGGACCACGUGGUUUCCACAGUGGCUAUUACCUCACAACAGCACUCAGCCAACAGUGGGCCACUGCUGCUUCUGUUGAAACGCCGGGGCAAGGAGACCCCGCCCCCUCCGCUGAAGGGACAAGAAAAGCAGGCAGCGGCCAUGGCGGUGGAACCCGAGGCGGCUGAGAUCCCCCCAUUGCCUCUUCCCCAGAUUAUGCUCCCACGCAAUGUGACAGCUGAUGCCCUGAAGCCCCCGCUGGGGGCAGCGCAAGUGGCACCUCCACCUCGUCGACUUGUGGACGUCGACGUGUGCCGGGGCUACUAUGACGUAAUGGGCCAGUUUGACAACACCUUUAACUGUACAAAGGGCACGUACAUCUACUGCUGUGGCACUUGCCACUACCGCUUCUGCUGUGAGCAUCAGCGCAACCGCUUGGACCAGGAUUCCUGCACCAAUUACAACUCACCUGUCUGGGCCAACACACAGGUGCCCGUCACCCAGGCUCCGAGCCGUUCAGACCCAGAUUUCGACCCGCUGCAGCAGCAGAAUAACAACACAGCUUAUGUCAUCGGAGGUGUCAUCUCUUUCACGCUGGCUGUAGCCAUUGGGGUCAAGGUUGCUUGUGCCAAGAUCUCCCGGAGACCCAGGAACCGAGACAUUAACAUGCCUAGAGCAUUGGUCGAUAUCCUGCGUCACCAGUCCAGUCCAGUCCAGCAGGGUGAGAGGAACAACAGCACCGUCCUGACCACCGCCACCACCAGUGAGCUCAACCUGGGACGGCAGUCCAAAAACCUCUAUACCCCCAUCCUCCAGAGCAAAGAUAACCGGAUUGGGAAACACAAUUUAAUCCAGCCUGGGUCCAGCCCCAAGCACACAGCUACUAUUGAGCGUGUGCCACGGAUGAAUAACACUCAGCUGGUCUCCACUGGAACUCUCCUCUCCAGCAAGACCAACAACACAGGCCCUCAUCCAACAUUCUCUCAUUCCUUUCACAACCUGGCCCAACUCCCUCCAUCAUAUGAGGCUGUUAUGAAACCUGAGAUUAACCGAUAUUCUUCCCUCAAGAGACUAGAGAAAGAUCUGGACGAUUACACAGGUUACUAUACCUCAAAGAGACGAAUCAACAACGCACCACCUUCUUUCCACUCCUCCCAACAUCACCUGCACUGGGGUGGUGACUACACUCUUGGGGCACGGGGAACGCUGCCGCUGCACACAUCCCGCACUCGAAUACAUGUACCUACUACUACCUCCACACCAAACCCUUACCCCCUGCCCCAGUCACCGUACAGCCCCACCUUCGAGACACUGACAAAGCCUCCGCGCCGGGUGAUGUCUCAAGACCAGCUUCUGGCCCUGGGAGAAGGAAACACGCUCUCUCACCUCUCCAAGAACCAGCAGCACCAGUACUACAAAGCCAUGACCACCAGCAAGAGUUCCAACUCCCAGGUGCUGCGGAAGUCCCAUGAACGCCUACUAGUGUCGCCCGAUCAUCUAGACGAGAGAAUGAUUGGGGUUGGGAUGGGUGACUAUGGGGGCAUGAUGUCCACGAUGUCUCAUCUCAGCCACCACAAGAAAGCGCAGUCACAGCAGAACGUGUGCGUGACUCCAUCGCUCGACCGCCACCACAUGAUCAAGAUGAACUCGCACCCAACCUCUGGCCGCGAACAGGAGCGCAGUACGGGUGCCAUGCCCACCGGCCACGGGGCUGGCGCUAUGGGCUGGGGGGAGGGGCACGGUUCGGGGGGCGGAGCCGGGGCGAUGGCCCACAACGCCCGCAGGAUGGCCUUUGCCACGAAGCGGCAGAACACCAUCGAACAGCUGCACUUCCUUCCCGGAGGAGGUGGGGGAGGGGGCGGCGGGGGAGCUGGCCAGGCGCUGCGGACUGGAAGCAAGAACGAAGUCACUGUGUGAAGAUGGAACGAGGGGGAAAGAUAAGAGUCAGAAAAGGGCUUGAUUGAUGGAAAGACAAGAUGCUGAGAUGCUAUGAUGCUCUUGCUCAUAUUGGAAGUGUGGGAAUAAUGGAAGCAAGUCAUAGAGUUUACAUGGAGAGAGGGGGAAAGAGAGGAAAGAGAAAAGCAAAGAGAAUAAGAGAAUAAAAUGAGCUGGAAAAGGUUUCAAGGGAACGAGCGGAUGUAGAGCGUGAAGCUCAUAGCAAGGGAACUUGGUGCAUUACUAGGACCUCAGAGAUAGAAAGCUGUGAGACAAUGUGAGUGCAGAUCCCUUAUUUGCUCCCUGCUGCUUGUUGCUAAGAAACAAGGCUAGGAUAAACCCUUGCGAGAUGAAGGUGUUUUUGAGAUGAACUAAAUGAACUAAGAAGGUUCCUGGUUCUUACUUAUGUGACUGUGUCUUAUGUAUAUUGUAUAUUAAGAUUCGCGAGCCGACACUGAGGAGAAUUUUUUAGAAGAUGUGAAGAUUUAAAGGUUGAAAGUCUUCUCUAAUGAGAACCUGAGUUGUAUUAAUGUAUUGGAGACUUGUUGGAUUGAGGUGGAGGCUUGUGUUCUCUCAGAGUUGUAUUUAGGCUCGAAAGAAAUGGAUUUUCCAGUUGUAAAAAGAAUUUAAGUCAUUUGAUGAGCACGCGUUGUCAUUAUGGAUUCCACUGUGACUAGUGGACGAUUAGUUUUGACACCAAAACAAGAAAUAAAAAAGAUUUUUCUAACAAUAAACAUUGCAUUAGAAUUACAUUAUAGGGAUUUGAACUUAAGAAAUUCAGAAAUAUUGUGAUGGUGUUCCAUCAGCUCUGAAGUGAGAUAGCUAAAGUUAGUGAGGCGACAUCGACAUCGACAUUGACAUUGAGAUUGUGAGUCAUCAGUUUUAUAACAUAACCUUUUAGAUUCCACAAAGCUCUGACAGCAUGUUUUGUAAUUGAACUUACAGUAGUAAGAACCUUGAGGUUGAGGUUGGACUUUCUUGGCUGGAUGGUAUUUUUAGAAGCCUGACAGCAGUGACAUGGAUUUGUCACAAUUUGUAGUUGACUUUUUUGCAGUAUUGUGGUUUUGGUCCUAGCUACGUCAUGUUACCUUUGAAAAGGUGCCUCUGAGAGAUAAAGGCCAUCUUUGAGUGACGUGCAAAUCAGGCACUUGUGGCAAUAUUUAGAACAUUGUGAAGGUUAGAGCAAGAUUAGGUCUAGAGGAAGGAACCAGUUAUUGACUAGAACCAUCCAGUAUCUGGUAGUGAUUAGUCAGUAGGCGUGAUGCCUUUUCAUGCAUGUCUGACCAGGCAAUGGACUGCUACAUAUGCUACGUUCUCCAGUCAGGGCGGAGUCCUUUUUUUUGGUCUGGGAGUGUCAAGAGUAGACGAAAUUAAUUAUGAGCAUGCAUUAUUAACAGAUCAAACUCUCACAGAAUUUAUAACUGCGGCUGUUCACUGUAUAAGGUCAGUGGGGAUUGGGGAACGGGGAAGGGCAUACAGUGGACACUUUAUUCCAAGGGCUAUUCUGAAACUUUUUCUGUAUGUCUGUGCUUCUGUGUUUGGUCGACAUUUUAAAAAAAAGAUCAUUAUCAUGUGUCAGUGUAAGAGACACAGCUAUUUAGAACACAAUAAUAUCCUAAAGAUUAUCACUAAAGAGUACGAGAAAUGACACAGAGGUUCCUCCAUAGCUAAUGAUGUAGUAUGCCAAGCUCAGCAUCUCCUAACACAUUAAGAUGUGUCCUUUUUUCAUGAAUGAGCAGUCUUUUGUAUAUUAUAUUAUUUAUGUAUUUAUUUUUCUUUUUUUUCUUGAAUGAUUUCUGCAGAUUUCUCUGCUGUAUACUCACUCACCAAAUGGACAGGCAGUGUGCCGGUGAGUGCCCGGGACUAGACUGAACUGAAAGUACAUCUGGUUUAAAUCAGUAGAAAAUAUAACGGCCAUAGUAUAGGCCUAUAAUCCUGAAAAUCAAAUUACAAAUAUUUAAACUCGUCUUUCUACUGAGAUAUUUCUCCAUAAAAAUAGAAAAAAAAAACAUUGAAAUAAUUUUCCCAGUGUUCAGAUGUGUAUACAUGACAAUUUCCAUGCACAUGUUGUUAUCAUUAUGAUUACCAUUCUUAUUUAAUUCCCAUCAUUAUUAUUCUACUUCUGUUUCUGUGAGAUCUGUUUCCUGUUUUGUUACUAUUGAAGUUUCUAGUGGAUCCUAACCUUUGUAAUUACUGACAAAAAAAGCAGAUGCAAUCAAAGUGAAAAGACAAAAAGCAUGAAGAUGUCAAAGCCAGUGUUGAUGAUGUCAUAUUGCUGACUUUUGAUGUCAAGGUGUGUAUGUGUCCUGUUUGUGUGUCUGUAUUUCUGUGCCUGUGUGUAGUUCAGUGUCUGUUUUUUGGAAUGCUGAAUCUCACAUUUCAUCUGACUUUUAUCUGAUUUGGGAAAAGUUAGAGAAUGUGCAUUUCAGAAAACCCAAGGAAAAUUAAAAGAAAAACCCAAAUAUUGCUUUAUUUUCUGUUAAUGUGAGUUUUUUUUUUAAGCACAAGCUUCCAUAAUAAUAAAUGUUGUCAUCAUUUACAAA